ACACAACCCUAGUUAAAUUUCCCUUUCCACACUCCUCCUCAUAGGACAUAUCACCCCAUUCUACUCUCCUCCAUAACUCCAUUUCCAUUUCUUCUCUGUUCCUAUUCUCUACUUGCACAAAGGAUAAACUCCUCAAAGCCAUUAUCAUUAUCCCAAUCAAUCAUACACACGCCCAUUCUCCUUAUCCUUAUUAUUACAAAUGCAUGCAUAAUCAACCAUCAUCAUCAUCAUUAUCAUCAUGUAUAUAACAACAGCCUCUUCUCUUCUCAGAACAACUACAACUAAACCUAACAAACUCCUCUUUUCUUCUCCCAUUUCUAGAACAUUCUUACAUCCUCAAUCUUCUCUAACUGUUCGCACUUCUCGAUCCUUCUUUACUUCCCUUCCCCACUUCAACCGCCGCCACCUCCAUUCUUCCUCUCCUCUCACUCUCCGUCGUCAGGUCAGAGCCGUCGCUCCCGUCGUCGAACGUUUCCACCGCAAAAUAGCUACCAUGGCUGGUGAAAAUCCUUUCAAAGGAAACUUGACAAGUCUUCCUAAGCCAGGUGGUGGCGAGUUUGGAAAAUUCUACAGUCUUCCUUCUCUCAAUGAUCCAAGAAUCGACAAGUUACCAUACUCCAUUAGAAUUCUUCUUGAAUCUGCCAUUCGCAAUUGCGAUAAUUUCCAAGUCACUAAAGAAGACGUUGAGAAGAUUAUUGACUGGGAAAACACUUCUACUAAGCAAGUUGAGAUUCCUUUCAAGCCUGCUCGUGUUCUCUUGCAGGAUUUUACCGGAGUCCCAGCUGUUGUCGACUUGGCUUGCAUGCGAGAUGCUAUGAAUAAGCUUGGCAGUGAUUCAAAUAAAAUCAAUCCUCUGGUUCCUGUUGAUCUCGUUGUUGACCAUUCAGUUCAAGUUGAUGUGGCAAGGUCAGAAAAUGCAGUGCAGGCUAAUAUGGAACUUGAAUUCCAGAGAAACAAGGAGAGAUUUGCUUUUCUUAAAUGGGGGUCAACUGCAUUCCGUAACAUGCUCGUUGUUCCCCCUGGUUCUGGUAUAGUACAUCAGGUCAAUCUUGAAUAUCUUGGACGAGUAGUUUUCAACAACGAGGGCCUACUCUAUCCAGAUAGUGUGGUUGGGACUGAUUCACAUACAACUAUGAUAGAUGGGCUUGGUGUUGCUGGAUGGGGUGUUGGAGGUAUUGAAGCUGAGGCAGCAAUGCUCGGUCAGCCUAUGAGCAUGGUUUUGCCUGGAGUUGUUGGGUUCAAGCUAUCUGGAAAUCUGCGCAAUGGUGUUACAGCGACUGACUUGGUUCUGACUGUGACGCAGAUUCUUAGAAAGCAUGGUGUUGUAGGGAAAUUUGUUGAAUUUUAUGGUGAUGGUAUGAGUAAAUUAUCUUUAGCUGACAGAGCUACUAUUGCUAAUAUGUCUCCUGAAUACGGUGCCACCAUGGGCUUCUUCCCUGUGGAUCAUGUUACAUUACAAUAUCUCAAGCUAACUGGGAGAAGUGAUGAGACUGUGGCGAUGAUAGAGUCUUAUCUCAGGGCAAACAGACUGUUUGUUGACUAUAAUGAGCCGCAACAAGAUAGGGUAUAUUCAUCGUAUCUGGAAUUAAACCUGUCUGCCGUAGAACCAUGUAUCUCAGGACCAAAGAGACCUCAUGACCGGGUACCUUUGAAAGAAAUGAAGGCCGACUGGCACGCUUGUCUUGAUAACAAAGUUGGAUUUAAGGGAUUCGCUAUACCAAAAGAGGCACAGGGAAAAGUUGCGAAAUUUGAUUUUCAUGGGCAGCCAGCAGAGCUCAAGCAUGGCAGUGUAGUGAUUGCUGCAAUCACGAGCUGUACGAAUACAUCAAACCCAAGUGUUAUGCUUGGGGCUGGUCUUGUUGCGAAAAAGGCUCAUGAGCUUGGUUUGCAGGUCAAGCCUUGGGUUAAAACAAGUCUUGCUCCAGGCUCUGGAGUUGUUACUAAAUAUCUACUCCAGAGUGGACUGCAAAAGUAUUUAAAUGAACAAGGUUUUCAUAUCGUUGGAUUUGGAUGUACAACAUGUAUUGGCAAUUCAGGGGAUCUGCAUGAAUCUGUUGCUUCCGCCAUCUCAGAAAAUGACAUUGUAGCAGCUGCUGUGUUGUCUGGGAACCGUAAUUUUGAGGGCCGGGUUCAUCCCUUGACAAGAGCCAACUAUCUUGCCUCGCCUCCUCUGGUUGUUGCUUAUGCUCUUGCUGGCACGGUUGAUAUUGACUUCGAGAAGGAGCCAAUUGGAAUGGGGAAGGAUGGCAAGAAUGUCUACCUGAGGGAUAUUUGGCCAUCUACCGAAGAAAUCGCAGAGACUGUUCAAUCUAGUGUGUUACCUGACAUGUUCCGAAGUACAUAUGAAUCUAUCACAAAGGGAAACCCUAUGUGGAACCAACUGCAAGUUCCAGCUGACACUCUCUACUCUUGGGACCCCAACUCAACAUAUAUUCAUGAACCUCCAUACUUCAAGAACAUGACCAUGGACCCUCCUGGAUCUCAUGGUGUGAAAGACGCCUAUUGCCUGCUAAACUUUGGUGACAGCAUAACCACCGAUCAUAUUUCUCCAGCUGGAAGCAUUAACAAGGACAGUCCUGCUGCUCAAUACCUCCUAGAGCGCGGGGUUGAACGCAAGGACUUCAAUUCUUAUGGAAGUCGCCGUGGCAAUGAUGAGGUGAUGGCGAGGGGAACUUUUGCCAACAUCCGCCUUGUUAACAAGCUCUUAAACGGGGAAGUUGGCCCUAGGACAGUUCACAUUCCAACUGGGGAGAAGCUAUAUGUGUUUGAUGCAGCAAUGAGAUACAAGACUUCCGGGCAAGACACCAUUGUACUAGCUGGAGCUGAAUAUGGCAGUGGAAGUUCUAGAGAUUGGGCUGCCAAGGGUCCAAUGUUAUUGGGGGUCAAAGCUGUGAUAGCUAAAAGUUUCGAGAGAAUUCAUCGUAGUAACUUGGUAGGAAUGGGUAUUAUCCCUCUUUGCUAUAAACCUGGGGAGGAUGCAGACUCAUUGGGAUUGACUGGUCAUGAACGUUACACAAUUGAUCUUCCAAGUAAAAUCAGUGAGAUCAAGCCUGGCCAAGAUGUCACAGUAACAACUGAUAGCGGAAAAUCUUUCACCUGCGUAGCGCGCUUUGACACCGAGGUGGAACUAGCUUACUUCAACCACGGAGGAAUUCUUCCGUAUGUCAUACGUAACCUCAUUAAGCAGUGAUGCUGUCGUUGAUGGAAAAAAAACUAAAAACUAAGGCACAAGGAAAUUCAUGAAAACAAACCUUCUACAACACAACGAUGCUUAUUUUGAAGGUUGAAGCACUAGCGCUAAGAUGAUUAAGUUUUUUUUUUGGCAAAAGAUGAUCAAGGUUCUUAAGAAACAUAUAUGAAUAAUAGUUUAAUGUCUAUUUGUUCUUGGCUAAGAUAACACUAUACAAAUACAACAAGAAAUAAAAGAACAUACCAACACAAAGAUUGGCCAAGGGAUUCUCGUGCAGAAGUUUAUAAGCUUGAAGAUAUUUCCUUGCCGCAUUUGUGGCUUGAUCAAGUUUUUUAAAUGUCAUGUAGCGUGAUAUUUUAUGCAAAAUAGGCUUUUAAAGUGUUUACUUAACUUUCAGCUCAACUUCGAAUUACUAUGCCACUCUUCUCAUGAGAACCGGAUGAUUGAAAAAAACAAAACUUGUUAGAAAGUUUUAUUUUAAGAUUGUUAGUAUUCUAUUUAUUUGAGAAAUUAAUAUAUAAUAAUUUCAUUUUUGUUA
Molecule: messenger RNA, 3728 nt
Organism: Trifolium pratense (red clover)
Lineage: Eukaryota; Viridiplantae; Streptophyta; Magnoliopsida; Fabales; Fabaceae
Product: aconitate hydratase, cytoplasmic
Exons: 21
Coding region: 239-3190 (983 amino acids)
Biological process (GO): tricarboxylic acid cycle; citrate metabolic process
Cellular component (GO): mitochondrion; cytosol
Molecular function (GO): 4 iron, 4 sulfur cluster binding; aconitate hydratase activity
Source: RefSeq, a predicted model, not a curated record